ACACACACACAGAAAGGCAGUGUUACACGCCAAGACGAAUCCUACACACAACGACACAUCCACGCACACACACCCACACUGAGUCAGAUGGAGGUCGGCAGGAUGGCCAUCUCCACGUGUGCUGGUUCUCUCCUGCAUUGGACGGCCUUCACCCUCCUCUCAGCUCCCUGGUCGCCACUGGUGUCUUCCUUCAAAGUGUCAGAGGGGGGUGUGGCCUCGCUGUCCUGUCAGUACUCCGUGAAGCGCUUCGGCCUGAGCCGCGUGUGCUGGGGGCGGAGCUGCGGAACCUUCUGGUGCAGCGACAUCCUGGUCCAGACCGACGAGACCGGCAUUAUCUCUAAGGUGACGGACAGGUACAGGUUAACGGGAGACGUGCUGGAUGGACAGAUGGACCUGUCUAUCCUGAACGUGAGGAGGACGGACAGCGGCCCGUACUGCUGCAGGGUCAACAUCAAUGGGAUCUUCAACGACAAAAAGGUGGUCAUGAACCUGCGUGUGGUCAAAGUACCAGGGUCAAUCACCAGCACCACACCGAGUACCACUGCCAUGACUGAACGCGUCACGACGGCCCCAUGGGCUUCCACCACAACGUGGAGGAACAUCUUGUCCUCCCAUCUCGAGCUCUUCAGAAGAAACUCCACCCCCCUGCAUUCCGGAGCCAUCACUAUGGAGGACUCUGUGCCCACUCUGUCUCUCCAGAUCAACGUUCCCGUGCUCUCCCUCUCCCUCUGUCUGCUGCUCCUGGUGUCCGGAACGCUGAUUGUCCUUGCCUUUAAAUGUGGAAUCCAUAGAAGAGCUUCAAUGAAAGGCUGUUUCUCAACCAGGGAACCCCCUCACAUCAUCUACGAGAUACGCCUGAGGAGGCCCAUUCAAGAAAACAUCUACACCUUGGACUGAGGUCUGAGACAACGCUCUGAGAUUGCUUAUCCCCGACAUUUUGUACUGCUCUGAUAGACUGUUUGACCUGAUCAUAUCCUGUGUGUAUAGAUCUUAGGCAUAGCUCAAAACACUAUUUUAUGUUGUCUUUUUUUAUAUCUGCGUUAAUGAAGGAGACAGUGAUGACAUAGUCAAGCGAAGAUGAGUUUGUGCCGUUGCCGGUUGCCAAAGUUCAAGACACUGUGACGCCUGGUGCCCACUAGUCUGUGAACACAUGGUUAACACACUCGCGGGUUGAGCCGCCAUUCACAAAAUACCAACUUUGUCACGCAUCUGCCUGUAGUGUUUCCUAAUGGAAAAAGUCUGCUUGUAUUCUAUGGGGUCAGAACAGUCUCAUUAAUAAUGAAAGCACAGAAAAGGAUUCACAAAUGUAUUUUGUGAUUUAUAUAUAAAUUACUCUCUUCUCACAAAUACAUUUCAAUGCACACACAAAUGGAUAUCGGUAUGUAUAAAUGUAAAAUAAAUCCAUAAACAAAAAUAAGUUUCACAAACACAUUUCUGAUCCACACACAAAUGUGUCUUGUUUUAGAUAAAUGGUAUGUAAAUCCAUAAAUGUAUAUAUAUAUAUUUUUUUAGCAAUUUUAUCAAAAAUGACGCUUUUCAUUUGUGAACCCUUUUGCAUUUGUGCGUGAACUGGCCUGUGUUUUUAAGACUCUCCUGACGUGGCUGGAUCACGGCUGGAUUCACUAUAUGCAUUUUUUUCAACAAGGAACUCUCUGUAGCCAAUCAGAUGCCUCCCUCGUUUUCAGCCAAUCACAUUACUCCAAUGACUGGGUGUCUAGAUUGUCUGUGCCGUUAAAGUAGCAUUAAUAAUCGUUUACUACUUUAACGGCACCGACAAUCCCAAAACCCAGUUGAAACUAGAUUGAAAAAGUGUGUAGUUCAAAACGUGACGCAGCGUUUACUUCUUCACCACCUAGAGAUUGUUAUGUACGAUCAUUCAAAAACCCCAUGUUAUUUCCCAUAGACAUUUGACCGAGGGAACCGGGAGGCUCGGAGGCUGGACUUAUUCUUCUGAGGUCGCGACUGCAGUCAUGUGAUUGGCUGAAAACGAGAGAAGGCAGCUGAUUGGCUACAGAGAAUUCCUUGUUGAAAGAAAUGCAUUUGUGAAUCCAGCCGCGUCAGGAGAGUCUCAAAAUCCACAUAUAAGUACAGACCAGUUCACACACAAAUGCAAACAAGUUCACAAAUGAAAAACGUCUUGUUAAUUCAAGUUUAACAGUUUUAUAUCAAUGAAACAACAUCAAAAUACAUUUUUUAUGAAAAUUGCAAAUAUUUAUUUUAUUCAUAUAUUUAUGGAUUUAUAUUACAUUUAUUUAAAACAAGACACAUUUGUGUGUGGAUCAGAAAUGUGUUUGUGAAACAUAUUUUUGUUUAUGGAUGUAUUUUACCUUUAAACAUACCGAUAUCCAUUUGUGUGUGCAUUUAAAUUUAUUUGUGAGAAGAGAGUAAUUUAUAAGGAACCACAAAAUACAUUUGUGAAUCCUUCUCUGAGCAUUCAUUAUUGAUGAGACUGUUCUGACCCCAUAGUAUUCAAAGCACACAUGAUGAAAAUAAAUGUUCCAAACAAUAAAUCAGUUGAUGGCUAAGACAAGGAUAAA
Messenger RNA from Gadus macrocephalus (Pacific cod), 2537 nucleotides. RefSeq names its product T cell immunoglobulin and mucin domain containing 4 (gene timd4). Bases 88 to 897 code for a protein of 269 amino acids. NCBI's taxonomy places the organism in Eukaryota, Metazoa, Chordata, Actinopteri, Gadiformes, Gadidae. The transcript has 8 exons. The record is from RefSeq and is a predicted model, not a curated record.